This is a messenger RNA of Juglans microcarpa x Juglans regia, 2253 nucleotides long. Its product is annotated as ABSCISIC ACID-INSENSITIVE 5-like protein 3. Gene Ontology annotation, cellular component: nucleus. The coding region runs from base 708 to 1616 and encodes 302 amino acids. Gene Ontology annotation, molecular function: DNA-binding transcription factor activity. Gene Ontology annotation, biological process: positive regulation of DNA-templated transcription. The record is from RefSeq and is a predicted model, not a curated record. The transcript is spliced from 3 exons. NCBI's taxonomy places the organism in Eukaryota, Viridiplantae, Streptophyta, Magnoliopsida, Fagales, Juglandaceae.
AACGGAAUCCCCCAACGAAAUCCCUAUCGUUUUCUAUAGAUAAUAAUUAAUAUCCUUUGAAAGAGAUGAAUUGUGCUACUAUUUUGAUUAGAUGGGCUGGGCUGGGCUUGGCCUUGUCAUAUAAGAUUUGGGUCUCAAGGAAGCCCAACCCAAAGGAAGGUGCUAGUGACCUCACUGGACUGGAGGGGAUCCACACCCGCCCUGGACUUACCAGAAAUAACUGUCUCAACGGUCGCCUCUAUCGUUUCCCACAUGGAAGUGACUGUAAGAGCGAGAAAGGCAAUACCAAAACCAGAUCGAGGAACUGAUAUAUAUAUAUAUAUAUAUAUAGAGAGAGAGAGAGAGAGAGAGAGAGAGAGAGAGAGAGAGAGAGUCGUUUCGUAAUGGUUGGGUCAGGAAAAUUAGCUCUGUAUCCCACUAAAAUAGCAAGAAAAUCAGGUGUGGUUGUUGAGAUGAACAACUCUUAUCUCUCUCUCUCUUUAAGAUAGGAUCGUUUUCAACGAAUCAGCGCCCGCCAGAUUAUUUCUCAAGGGUUCGUCGAUCUUUCUGGCGGCUCCGAUUUCGUUUAUGAGAACCUUCUAUUUCCUUCAGAUUUAAGUAGUGUGUCUGUAGAUUCGACUGCCCUGAUAGCGUGCAUUUUCCACAUGUGCUUGCGAAUUUGUUUGCUUUGAAGUCCAGAAAUUUAUGCAAAUUUAGUCUUCGGGUGAAUGGCUGAUAGAGCAAUGGUGUCUCCUAAUAAUGCUCGGGAGCCAUACUUUCCGCCUCUUCUAGCCAGACAAUGCUCUCUGUAUAAUCUCACCUUCGAUGAGGUUCAGAGACAACUGGGAAACAUAGGAAAACCUUUGAAUCGUAUGAAUUUGGAUGAGUUAUUAAGGAAUGUGAUAUUGGUUGAAGAGGGCAGGCUCGUGCAAAACAAUUCUUCUUCUUCCUCGUCAUCUGCUUCAUUCUUUCUUGGGAAUCUUAAUUUGAAUGGAACUUUGAGUAGGAAGACUGUCGACGAGGUAUGGAAGGAAAUUGUUCACCGGCAGCAUGUGAAUGAGGUGGCCAACCAGUCGGUACACCAACAACUAACACUUGGAGAAACAACACUCGAGGAGUUUCUAGUUCGUGCUGGGGUCAUUAAUCCUCAGCCAAUAAUGGCAAUUGAUCCGAUGGUAAUGGUGUCUCCGCAGACGAAUUGGUUGCCAUUUCAAAUGGCGGCUGUCCAACAGCAGGAGCUGCAGAUGACAGUGCUGGAUUCAAAUUUCAAUGUUUCUGAAUCGGUUUAUGAGAACCCGGUUGUGGAUAUGGGUUUCUCUGAGAACCAACUGGCCAUGCCAGCACCAAUGCCAUCAAUAUCAUCGACAUGUUCAGAUUCUCAUCUAGCUGCCCAAAGAAAGCUCAGAUGUUCAGAUGUAAUGGAGAAGACUAUUGAGAGGAGACAGAAGAGGAUGAUCAAGAACCGGGAGUCGGCUGCUAGGUCAAGGGCAAGGAAGCAGGCUUACACCCAACGGUUGCUGCAAGAUGUGUCUGACCUAACGGAAACAAACAACUUGCUCAAAAGGCAAAAGACAUGUGGGAUCUUAUUAACCACACCACAUUCUAUACUCAGCUUGAGGAAUUAUGCCUUAUCUUAACAACAUUGUCACCUCUUUGAUCAAUAGAUUGGCAGGUAACCUUUAAAGAUUAGCAAGUUUCUUUCUGAAAGGUUGGUUCUAUAGUGUUCUUGAGAUUUCAUAAAGUAUAUUACUUUCCAGACACUAGACAGCCCCAAAGUGUACAUGACCUAGGGGCAAACAGGCAACUAACUUGGUAGAUUGGAAGUACCCUUGCAGGAAACUCGAGAGCCAGCCAAAGCCAAAGACCUAAGGUAUCAUACCAAUAUGAUUGCAAGAAGCUGUACAUAAUUUUCAGUAGAGAGGAUCUUCUAAAACCAGAACCAAAUAUCUGGACUUUAGGCAAUCCAUAAUUUUUUGUAAUGUGAGCAAUGCGAUUAAUCUUGGUGGAAUAGCUUGGCUGUGCUUGCCUAAGUAUCCUAGACCAUCCUAAUGGUGAUAUAUUUCAAUGUUGUUGUGGAUCUGGGUUCUAUAUUGUUGGAAGAACUCAAUGUGUGACCGUUGAAAAUAAAGCAAUCAUUUCAGGAUGGUAUAGCACCAUCAUUCCCUUUGAGACUCCACUAUCUGUUGUCGACAUUUUGUCAACAAUAUGCCGUUUAUAUGACCUAUUUACUAAAGUGCCUAAUUCACCCAAGCCAAGAUAGGAAAAACCAAUUUC